UCUGUUAUUGUCAGCUGAUAGGAGCAACACACGUCAUAUUACAAACAGCAAACACAUUUGAAACAAUUGGUUAAUUGGAUUAAGAUAUUAAUGAAUUAUGCCCAAGGAAGUUAUCCCCAAGUACAGUAUCCUGUUGCCCACAUACAAUGAGAAGGAUAAUUUGCCCAUUAUAAUAUGGCUUAUUAUGAAAUACAUGAAUGCAAGUGGUUAUCAGUUUGAGGUAAUUGUAAUAGAUGAUAACAGUCCCGAUGGCACAUUGGAAGUGGCCAAAGACUUGCAAAAAAUUUAUGGUGAAGAUAAAAUUGUACUAAGACCACGGUCUGGCAAAUUGGGUCUAGGUACCGCUUAUAUGCAUGGCAUACAACAUGCUACUGGGGAUUUUAUAAUUAUCAUGGAUGCAGAUUUAAGUCAUCAUCCCAAAUUCAUUCCAGAAUUCAUAGAAUUGCAGAAAAAACAUAACUAUGACAUUGUCUCCGGAACUCGUUACCUUGGUAAUGGUGGUGUUUCCGGCUGGGAUUUCAAGCGUAAAUUGAUAUCCCGUGGCGCUAACUUCUUGUCACAACUUCUACUGAGACCCAGAGCUUCCGAUUUGACAGGCUCGUUCCGUUUGUAUAAGAGAAGAGUGUUGGAAAUGUGUAUUGCCAGUUGUGUGUCCAAAGGCUAUGUCUUUCAAAUGGAAAUGUUAGUACGAGCAAGACAAUUUGAUUACACAAUUGGCGAAGUUCCAAUAACUUUUGUGGAUCGUGUUUAUGGAGAAUCUAAGCUGGGCGGCACUGAAAUCAUACAAUUUGCAAAAAAUCUGUUGUAUUUAUUUGCAACAACUUAAAAUGUGUAGUAAUAAAAUAUUUUAAUAUAUUUUUUUUAUAAAAAUAAACCUUAUUUAGAAGCGCGUAUAUAAAAAAUAAAAACCAUAUAAAAAUUCAAAAAAUUUUAAAAAACCAAA
Messenger RNA from Stomoxys calcitrans (stable fly), 943 nucleotides. It is a transcript of the gene Dpm1, whose product is annotated as dolichol-phosphate mannosyltransferase subunit 1. Gene Ontology annotation, cellular component: endoplasmic reticulum membrane. The transcript has 3 exons. Gene Ontology annotation, biological process: GPI anchor biosynthetic process; protein O-linked glycosylation via mannose. Lineage: Eukaryota; Metazoa; Arthropoda; Insecta; Diptera; Muscidae. Bases 98 to 826 code for a protein of 242 amino acids. Gene Ontology annotation, molecular function: dolichyl-phosphate beta-D-mannosyltransferase activity. The record is from RefSeq and is a predicted model, not a curated record.